This is a messenger RNA of Xenopus laevis (African clawed frog), 6185 nucleotides long. RefSeq names its product kinesin-like protein KIF13B (gene kif13b.S). Gene Ontology annotation, cellular component: cytoskeleton; cytoplasm. Bases 71 to 5884 code for a protein of 1937 amino acids. Lineage: Eukaryota; Metazoa; Chordata; Amphibia; Anura; Pipidae. Gene Ontology annotation, biological process: establishment of protein localization; microtubule-based movement. The transcript has 40 exons. Gene Ontology annotation, molecular function: cytoskeletal motor activity; microtubule motor activity; microtubule binding. The record is from RefSeq and is a predicted model, not a curated record.
CUCCCCGCCCCUUCUCACUCUGUCCCAAACGGUAGCCGGCGGGCAAAUUGGUGGAGUUCGCUGAGGCAGGAUGAGCGGCUCUAAUGUAAAGGUGGCGGUGCGGAUCCGACCCAUGAACAGAAGAGAACAGGACCUUCGCACAAAAUGUGUAGUAGAUGUAGAAAACAAUCAGAUUGUCCUGAACCCAUCAAACACCAGUCUUUCCAAGGGGGAUGCCCGGAGCCAGCCAAAGGUAUUUGCCUACGAUCACUGCUUCUGGUCCAUGGAUGAGUCCGUUAAAGAGAAGUUUGCAGGACAAGAUGUAGUCUUUCAGUCCCUUGGAGAGAAUAUACUACAGAAUGCAUUUGAAGGCUACAAUGCAUGUGUCUUUGCCUAUGGGCAGACUGGCUCUGGCAAGUCCUACACCAUGAUGGGCUCGGCUGACGAUCCCGGACUAAUCCCAAGACUAUGCAGCACUUUAUUCGAAAGAACCCAGAAAGCAGAAAACGAAGAGCUGAGCUUUAAAGUGGAAGUCUCCUAUAUGGAAAUCUACAAUGAAAAAGUCCGGGAUCUCCUUGAUCCAAAAGGAAGCCGACAGUCCCUUAAAGUCAGAGAGCACAAGGUUUUGGGCCCAUAUGUCGACGGCCUAUCAAAGCUAGCUGUCUCCAGUUACAAGGAUAUUGAGUCAUUGAUGUCAGAAGGGAACAAAUCUCGCACGGUGGCGGCGACCAACAUGAAUGAAGAGAGUAGCCGAUCCCAUGCUGUCUUCAACAUUAUCCUCACUCACACUCUGUGCGAUGUCCAAUCCGCGACCUCAGGGGAGAAGGUGAGCAAGCUGAGCUUAGUAGAUUUGGCCGGAAGUGAAAGAGCCACAAAGACUGGAGCAGCCGGGGAACGUUUAAAGGAAGGGAGUAAUAUUAACAAGUCCCUCACCACCCUAGGCCUGGUUAUCUCAGCCCUGGCCGACCAAGCGUCAACCAAGAAUAAGAACAAGUUUGUUCCAUAUCGGGACUCCGUGCUAACAUGGCUGCUGAAAGACAGCCUAGGAGGGAACAGUAAAACGGCUAUGGUAGCCACAGUUAGCCCCGCUGCUGAUAACUACGAUGAGACACUCUCCACCCUAAGGUAUGCCGACCGAGCCAAGAACAUAGUCAACCAUGCUGUUGUCAAUGAGGACCCCAACGCCCGAAUAACCCGCGAGUUAAGAGAGGAGGUGGAGAAACUGAGGGCGCAGCUUACCCAAGCUAAGUCUAUGAAGGCCCCAGACUUACAAGAACGUCUGCAGGAAUCUGAGAAACUGAUCCAAGAGAUGACUGUCACUUGGGAAGAAAAGCUCAGAAUGACAGAGGAUAUUGCCCAGGAGCGCCAGAAGCAACUGGAACGCCUUGGGAUUUCACUUCAGUCUUCCGGGAUCAAAGUGGGAGAUAAUAAGUGUUUCUUAGUCAAUUUAAAUGCAGAUCCCGCACUCAACGAGCUCCUGGUGUACUACCUUAAGGAUCACACAUUAAUCGGGUCCCAUGACUCGCAGGACAUCCAGCUGUGUGGCUUGGGAAUUCUGCCCGAACACUGCAUCAUAGACAUCUCUCCUGAAGUGCAGGUUAUACUGACACCAAUGAAAAACACCAGGACGUAUGUGAACGGCUCUGCAGUCACUAAAGCAACACAGCUGCAGCACGGAGACCGCAUUCUCUGGGGGAACAAUCACUUUUUCAGGAUCAGCUUACCAAAGAAGAAGCAGGCCAAGCAAGAAGGGGAGGAACAAGACUCCAUCUUGAGAAACAGCAGUAGCUUUGAACAAUUAGACUUGGAUGGAGAUAGUUCCAAUGAAGGCAACAGUGAGGUCAGCUUCAACUAUGAGUAUGCACAGACGGAAGUCAUGAUGAAAGCCCUUGGCAAUAAUGACCCAAUGCAGUCCAUCCUACAGAGCCUGGAGCAGCAGCACGAGGAAGAGAAGCGUUCGGCUCUUGAGAACCAGAGAAUGAUGUAUGAGAAUGAGUUGGACCAGUUGCGUUGCAGGGUUUCCCCAGAAAAGCAGCACUACCGUAGCAUGGAGCGUUUGUCCUUUGGAUCCCCCAAUGCUCAGCAGCGAAUCAAGCAGUGGACAGACGAGAGGGAGGCAUUGCUGAACCAGAGCCUUAGAAAGCUGCGUGAGCAGAUAGCCAAAGCCAAUCUGCAUGUUCAGGAGGCCAAUUUCAUAGCAGAGGAGAUGAAUAAGAAGACAGAGUAUAAAGUGACACUUCAGAUUCCAGCUUCCAGUCUCAAUGCCAACAAAAAGCGAGGAGCAGUGCUGAGCGAGCCAGCCAUACAGGUGCGCAGAAAAGGAAAGGGCAAACAAAUCUGGGCCUUGGAGAAGCUGGAAAACCGUCUUGUUGAUAUCCGAGACCUUUAUCAGGAAUGGAAAGAAUGUGAUGAAAACGACCCAAUGAGCCGCUCCUAUUUCCUGCGAGCAGAUCCUUUUUACGACGAGCAUGAGAAUCACAGCCUGAUUGGAGUGGCCAACGUCUUUUUGGAGUCUCUUUUCCAUGAUGUGAAGCUUCAGUAUGCGGUUCCUAUCAUCAACCAGAAAGGAGAGGUGGCAGGACGGUUACAUGUCGAAGUGCUGCGCAUCAGUGGUGACAUGGGAGAUCGGAUAGCAGGAGGGGAAGAUGGAGCAGAUUUCUCUUUUGAUAAAGAGGUUCGGGAGAACAAGUUAGUGUGCAUGAUUAAAGUGCUCCAGGCAACAGGUUUGUCACAGCAUCUCACCAACUUUGUUUUCUGCCAUUACGUUUUCUGGGAUCAGCCAGAACCCGUUACUGUAGCACCUGGAGUGGACACAGCUCCUCCUGUCAUAAACGGCACAGAGCGCAUGGUGGUUUUUGACCACUGCAAAGAGUUUUCUGUGAACAUUACAGAAGACUUCUUAGACUAUCUUUCUGAGGGGGCCCUGGCCAUUGAGGUUUAUGGCCACAGACAGAUUGACCCUCACAAUAAUCCGACCCUGUGGGAUUUAGGAAUAAUUCAAGCAAAGACCCGCAGUUUGCGAGAUAGGUGGAGUGAGGUUACCAGGAAAGUGGAACUGUGGGUACAUAUUCUGGAACUGAAUGAGAAUGGAGAAUACUGGCCAGUGGAAGUGACCCCAGCCAAAGAUGUUCAGACAGGAGGAAUCUAUCGGCUCAAACAGGGACAGUCCCGGCGCCUUCACAUAGAAGUCCGAUCAGUGCAGGAUUCAGGAACUCUGCCCCUUAUAGAAGAUGCCAUUGUAUCUGUUUCCAUUGGUUGUGUAAAGAUAAUCAAUGCAAAGGCCAUUAAAGCUCACGACUUCCACCAGGAUGAUCAAGAAGUUGUUGACAGCUACCAGGACCGAGAUCUGGAGAGACUGAGGAGGAAAUGGUUAAAUGCUCUCACCAAACGUCAGGAAUACUUAGAUCAACAACUGCAAAAACUGGCCAGCAAGCAAGAUAAAACAGAAGAUGAUGCAGAACGAGAGGCCCAGUUGUUAGAAAUGAGACUGACGCUCACUGAAGAGAGGAAUGCCGUCAUGGUGCCGUCUGCUGGAAGCGGAAUUCCCGGUGCCCCCGGAAACUGGACUCCUGUCUUGGGAAUGGAGUCCCACAUUCCUGUCAUUUUCUUAGAUCUUAAUGUGGACGACUUCAGCUCUCAAGAUGACCUGGAUGGGUUAGAACCUGCAGGCUGGGAUUCCACUCUCACAGCAGAAGAUGAGGGCGAGUUCUUUGACCUACAAAUUGUAAAUCACCAUGAGAGUGAGAUGAAGGCAGAAGCCUCCUGGGACUGUACAGUCCAUAACUGCCCCCAGCUCAGUAAAGGUUGUGCCCCUGAGGAGCGGGUGUUCCUGAUUGUCCGAGUAACUGUGCAGCUCAGCCACCCAGCAGAAAUGCAGAUUGUGCUGCGCAAGCGCAUUUGCGUCAAUGUCUACAGCCGGCAGGGAUUUGCUAAGAAUUUUCUAAGGCGAAUAUCUCACCGCAGUAAUAUUUCCAGCUGUGGCGUGACCGUGGAAGUCGUCUCUAAUAUUCCAGAGGACUCACAGGGGGCAGAAGACCGUGAGGCUCUUGCCAGAAUGGCGGCAAAUGUCGACGAUACAGGAUCUGCGGAUUCCGAGGCGUAUACAGAGAAGUACCUGCGCAGUGUGCUCGCUGUAGAGAAUAUCCUCACAUUGGACCGUCUUCGGCAGGAAGUGGCUGUAAAAGAACAAUUAACUGGGAAAGGGAGAUUGUACAAAAAGAGCCUCAGCUCCCCUAAUGUUCACAAACUGUCUGGAAGCCGUCAGGAUCUGGGUGGGCAGCAGAGCUUGGCCAGUAACAAGGGUCGUUGGGAAAGCCAACAAGAUGUGUCACAAACCUCCCCUGGCCCCAGACGGGCAGUCAUUUCAGGUCACUCCUCUCUACCUAAAAUGUUGCCGCAGGAUUCAGGUCUGGCACCCAUGUCAACCUCCAACCUGACCCCUGUGAAAUCCUUAGUGCCUCAGAUGCCCAAUUUACUUAAAUCUCUGUUUCCUCAUCGGGAUAAGAAGAGUCGGCAGGCCUCUCCGCUCGUCCAACAGACGGUGCCACGGAUUACGGUCCAGUCCGCCAGCGUCGAUGAAAACUCGGCUCUUUCUAAAAUGGUAGCCCAUGAAGAAUGGAAAAACACCAGACCACCAGUAAUUGCUAGGUCACCUGGCCAAGAAAAGAAGAUGGAAAAGACACCUACAGUCCCUUCCCAACAAAAGGUCUAUGAUGUUCCAGCACCUGAAACGCAAGAAAGUCCCCCAAGUCCACUCAGUGAGACCUCCAGUGGAUACUUUUCCCACAGUGUUUCCACCGCUACCCUCUCUGAGGUUUUAAGUGUUGGGAAUGAGAUGAUAACUCUUCCACCCCCAACAUCUACUACUGCUGAUAGAAACAUGGGACCUAAUUCUACAGGCCUGCUGUCUUCUGAUACUGAUGCACUGAACUUAGAAUCAGUUCAACCCGCAAACAGUUCUGUGUUAAAGCACGAGUUAAAAUUAGACGUUUCGCAAGACCUAGAAAGGACUUCCAUUUUGAGAGACAUGGAUAAUAAGGACUCUGAUGAAAAAUACAAUAGUACUAAACAUCUCAAACCCCUUUUGCCUGAAGCCUCUUCAGAAUUUCACAGUGAAAAUAUGGAAAAUCUUUCUUUAUCAGACAGUGAAGAUCAAAUGAGCUCCACCAAAUCAACGAGUGAACAAGCGGAGCCACAGAUAUCAUUGGCUACUACAGAAACGUCAUUGAAUGCAAGUGAAGACGUCCCAAAAGCCGCAUCCACACAACCUGCUUCUACUCCAGAACUUCUGUCCCAAACAAAAGUGGUAGCUUCACCAUUCAAAAUACAGAAAGUAAGGACUUCCGAGCUAAAAUCCUUCACGUGUACACUUGGGGAUGAACUCGGGGAUGUAGGGAAAUCAAGUGCAACUGUCAACUUGAAAGAUAAUACAGUGGAAAGCAAUCAAGAGGAGAUAUCAGACUCUGAUGAACCCCAGGAGGACUCUGAUUGGUUGAAAGAAGGAGAAUAUGUAACUGUGGGCUCCAACAAGAAAGGCGUUGUACGAUAUGUGGGUCCCACAGACUUCCAGGAAGGAAUCUGGGUCGGUGUGGAACUUGAAACGCCUGCCGGCAAAAAUGAUGGCUCUGUUGGUGGCAAACACUACUUCAAGUGUAACCCAGGCUACGGUGUCUUGGUAAAGCCAAACCGUGUCACGAAAGCAAGCGGAGCGGCCCAGAGGCGUAGCGCUGACUUGUGUGUUCAAGGAGGAACUGUAAGUGAGAGUAGAAAAGGUGGAAAUCUGUCGGGCUCAGUUGGAAACCUUGCGGCACUCACUGCUCUUGCAAAGCCCGACCGAACAUCAACGCUAAAGGUCGACGAGAGGCUCCAGAAGAAGAUGGAGAACAGGAAAUCAUGGGCCAACUGAGCAAUAUUAGGGCUAGGGUUUAAUAUUAAGAUAUAUUAUAGUAUCCAUUUCUUAUGGGAGCUCAAUGCAAAGUCUUCUAUGCUGUUCUACACAUUCCUUAUUGGUGUCUAUGUACAGAAUAUGGUGCCUUAUGAACUUCUUCUUCCACCUGCUUGAUUUUUGCACUAAUGACAGACUACACCUGAGAAAGGAACCUUGUGCUUCUUCACACACACACACACACACACACACACACACACACACACACACACACACACACACACACACACAUACAUACACACAUACAAACACACACACAUAC